AUGGAUCGUGUAAGAGGGUUUCUUCUUGUUGUUUUCACGUUGUUUCUUCUUGUUGUUGAUGCUUCUGAUUUGGUUUUCCCUGUUGAGCGUAAAUUCAAAGGGCCUCAUCAGAGUUUAGAUGCAAUCAAAACUCAUGAUGCUAAUAGACGUGGUAGAUUUCUGUCUGCUGUUGAAAUUCCUCUCGGUGGCAAUGGUCUUCCUUCUUCAACUGGGCUAUAUUACACCAAACUAGGGCUUGGUUCUCCUGCUAAGGACUUCUAUGUACAAGUUGACACAGGAAGUGACAUUCUUUGGGUGAAUUGUGUAGGCUGCACAGCAUGUCCCAAGAAGAGUGGUCUUGGUAUGGAUUUAACCCUCUAUAACCCAAAAGCCUCCAUAACUGCAAGUGUGGUACCUUGCGAUGAUGAAUUUUGCACUUCCGCAUAUGAUGGUCCAAUUUCUGGAUGCAAGAAAGAGAUGUCAUGUCCGUACGGCAUAACUUAUGGAGAUGGAAGUACAACCUCUGGUUCCUAUGUGAAGGAUGCUCUUACAUUCGACCGAAUAAGUGGUAAUCUCAACACCACACCAGAUAAUAGCAGUGUGAUUUUCGGGUGUGGCGCAAAACAAUCCGGGACAUUGAGUUCAUCUUCUGAUGAAGCCCUUGAUGGUAUAAUUGGUUUUGGACAAUCAAAUUCUUCUGUACUUUCACAGCUUGCUGCAUCGGGAAAGGUGAAAAGGAUAUUUUCGCACUGCCUUGAUAGUAUCAAUGGAGGAGGAAUAUUUUCCAUAGGAGAAGUGAUGGAGCCAAAGUAUAACACUACUCCAUUGGUACCAAGAAUGGCACAUUACAAUGUGAUCUUGAAGGACAUGGAGGUUGAUGGGGAUCCUAUACAGCUCCCUACAGAUAUAUUUGAUUCUGGAAGUGGAAGAGGAACAAUUAUAGACAGUGGUACCACCUUGGCUUAUCUUCCAGCUUCAGUUUACAACCAGAUAGUAACGAAGAUUUUGGCUCGGCAACCGGGACUAAAAUUGUAUCUUGUUGAGGACCAGUUUACUUGUUUUCAUUUUUCUAAGAAUUUUGAUGAAGGAUUUCCACUUGUCAAGUUUUUCUUUGAGGGUCUUACUCUUACAGUUUUUCCUCAUGACUACUUGUUCUUUUAUAAAAACGAUGUUCAUUGUAUUGGCUGGCAGAAAAGUAACACACAGACUAAGGAUGGAAAAGAGCUGAUUCUUCUUGGAGAUUUGGUGCUGUCAAACAAAUUAGUUGUAUAUGAUCUUGAUAACAUGACAAUUGGAUGGACUGAUUUCAAUUGUUCCUCCAGCAUUAAAAUAAAGGAUGAUAAUGAGAGUGGAUCUGUAUAUACAGUUGGUGCAAAAGAUCUUUCUUCGGCUACCACUGUGUUAACUGGAAGAAUAUUGUCAUUCUUAUUGUUGAUUAUUGCCCUGCUAAGCACUUAA
Molecule: messenger RNA, 1437 nt
Organism: Vicia faba (fava bean)
Lineage: Eukaryota; Viridiplantae; Streptophyta; Magnoliopsida; Fabales; Fabaceae
Source: the annotation of a GenBank genome assembly